AUGGCGUCGAUAGUGGUGUUCCUUCGAGCAUUGAUGAGUUGCCGUCUUACGCCCAACGAGGAGCCGACCGCGGCGGCUUCUUUGUCAGCGGUGAAACUUUACAGAAAUGUUGCCGGCGAUCAUCACGAGUUUAUCAUCGAAACUACAUGUGGGGUCAACGAUAUGGAUGAAGGGUUUCACUGGAACAUCGUCAAGAAUCACUUGUUGAUGUAAGUUUGUGAAGCGUAUUAUAUAAAUAAAUCCACUCCUUGCAUAAUAUUAUGUUUACUUAUAACGUUACUUAUCAUUGGAUCGACCAUGCUUAUAUCACAUGAUGUAUACGAGCGUUUUGGACUACCAAAU
Messenger RNA from Brassica oleracea var. oleracea, 342 nucleotides. RefSeq lists its product as uncharacterized. The transcript has a single exon. The record is from RefSeq and is a predicted model, not a curated record. Bases 1 to 213 code for a protein of 70 amino acids. NCBI's taxonomy places the organism in Eukaryota, Viridiplantae, Streptophyta, Magnoliopsida, Brassicales, Brassicaceae.